GAGCACAUCGAUCUCGGCAUAAAGUAUGACCCCGCCAUCGGAAUCUAUGGAAUGGACUUUUAUGUCGUCCUCGCUCGCGCUGGUAGUCGUGUAGCCAAGAGAAGACGUGCUCCAGGACGUGUGGGACCAUCUCAUCGUGUGACACGCGAUGAAGCUGUGAAGUGGUUCCAGCAAAAGAUGCUUCGAACUGCCUUUUUUCAGUAUGAUGGAAUUAUUCUGCCGCCCAAGCCUAAGGUGAAGCGCGCCAUCCAUCGUAGACGUUAA
Molecule: messenger RNA, 264 nt
Organism: Cylicostephanus goldi
Lineage: Eukaryota; Metazoa; Nematoda; Chromadorea; Rhabditida; Strongylidae
Source: the annotation of a GenBank genome assembly